AUGGAAAUAUCAAAUUGCCAAAACGAUCUAAUAAAUCGAAGUAGCGCGUGCUUCAAUAUUUCAACAAAUUUGACGAAAUCUGGAAGAGCUGCAAGAAAUGGAAAAUAUGCUUGCGGGUACUGUGAUGAAAAGUGUGUUUACAGUGCAAUAGAACUCGGAUUUACGAUCGGUGUUUUAGCUAACUUGUUGGUAAUUGUUCGCGUGAUUAGGGACCGGAAAUUGCGAGAUCCAUCAUUUAUUGGAAUAGCGGCUCUCGCAGUGGCUGACCUUUUGUUUUUGACCUUGAAUCUUACUGUGUCUUUUGAAACUGUGAUUAUUUCGUACACGUGUACACGUCCGGUGAUUAUCAGCCGACCAUUUUAUAUAAUGAAUUCAAUGUGUUGGUUUGCCGCCAACUCCCACGUGGCACUACUUGCGGUUAUUCGGUACGUGUCAAUAGCUCGUCCAGUGAGUGCGAGUGUAUUCUUACGCCCUGCUAGAGUGAUACUACUUUCUUGCUGUGUCUGGGCGCUCGGCAUGAUAUUACUGGGGACAUUAGCUGGGCUUAUAACUCUUCGAAUAAUUAUUCCCGGAACUUCACAUGAAUUUAUUAUCGUCUGGUGGAUAACAGUGUAUCUUCUUCCGCUAGUUGUUACAAUAAUUCUUCAUCUACUUAAAAUAGUCAUCGUCAGAAGAUCUUUCAGAGUGUCGUCUGCAAAAGAAACAAACCGGAAGUUGGUACAGCGCAUGUCAACUAUUGUUGUUAUGGUGAUAGUUAUGGCGACCGUUCUUCCAUUGCCGAGACUAAUUUUUAAUUGUCUAAGAGUUGUUGGUAACAGCGCGUUUCCAUCAAAAGAAUUCAAAACUCAUUUUCGAGGAAUAUCGCACAUGUUGUUUCUAAUUAAUCACUUUAUAAAUCCGUUUAUGUACGCUUUAAUGUCGAGGAAAUUCCGACACAGUUUGAAAGAAGCAUUUUUCUGUGUUAGAUUUAGAACAAGUACAACAGAAAACUCUGACACAGUUGAAUCUCCAUUGUCCUCGGAAAGACGUCAAACAUCUCUAGAAAUGGCGACACAAAAUACACAAACAGGAAAUGUGACACAAAAUACACCCAUAGAAAGUGUAACACAAAAUGCACAUUUAGAAAGCGUGAGUCAGAACUCUCCGCUGGAAAUUGUAACAGACAAUACACGUUUAGGGACGGUAUAA
Messenger RNA from Mercenaria mercenaria, 1188 nucleotides. Its product is annotated as melanocortin receptor 4-like. Gene Ontology annotation, molecular function: G protein-coupled receptor activity. Gene Ontology annotation, biological process: G protein-coupled receptor signaling pathway. Gene Ontology annotation, cellular component: membrane. The transcript has a single exon. The record is from RefSeq and is a predicted model, not a curated record. Bases 1 to 1188 code for a protein of 395 amino acids. Lineage: Eukaryota; Metazoa; Mollusca; Bivalvia; Venerida; Veneridae.